Molecule: messenger RNA, 327 nt
Organism: Morchella importuna
Lineage: Eukaryota; Fungi; Ascomycota; Pezizomycetes; Pezizales; Morchellaceae
Exons: 1
Coding region: 1-327 (108 amino acids)
Source: RefSeq, a predicted model, not a curated record
AUGAACCUGCCUCUUGUGGCUGAGUGCUCAAGCAUCCCUGAGCCUCAAGUACCGUAUGUAAAUAGGACAUUGGCACAGCUUAUGGCGCAGGAAUCAAAGACAAUUCUCACUGCCACUCAAUCGGCCGUGGGACAUGCACAGCAGGAAUCACAACAGUACGGUACUAUGUCUAGUGCAGUUCCUAGCACUACCCUUCAGGCACGACAAUUGCUCCCGCGUCCGUGCCCGUUGAGUAAUAGUGUGCUGGAGGGUACAAGGGACGGUCAUCCUCUUGAGACAGCGCACGUACCUGUCACCGGCAAUAAGCCGAGUGUUCCCGACAACUAA